AUGCCCCUAGUGCCCGGCUUACGGGGCCAGAUGAAUCUCCGGGCGGGGAUCUCUCGCAAAUAUCAAACGACCAAUGCUAGUCUCUCGGACUCCGAUGCUUCUGAAUCGAUUUCUUCAUCAACAGCUACGGAUGUUGUGCAGAAGGCAAGCGCCGAUAACUCUGCACCCGCCAAAGCUAGUAAAUGUGCACGCAGGAAAUGGAGUGAGGAUAUGAAUAUCUUUAUACUGCGCACAUACCUUACUAUCACAUCUAUGGAAACUAAAAAUAUUAGGUCAUACCUUCCCCAACUUCAUGCAAAAUUUAUAGAAAAGUACCCAGAUAUGGAUGUUAGCAGACAGCGAGUAGGUGACCAACGUAGGGCAAUAACUAACGGUAAAUUAUUAACAGCUGAACAGGUUCAAGUAAUACGUGACGAAGUGAAAACCUACUUAGACAAUAACCCUAACAAUGAGCACCCACAAAAUAAUAAUAAAGUAACCGGUAACCAAAGAAUGCACUGGGAUAAUGAUUUAAAUGAAUUCAUCAUAAAAAGUUUCUACAGAAUUACUACAGUCGGGACAAACAAAACUGCUUACAGACGCCCUCUACAUCAAUCUUUUAUCACCAAAUUUCCACAUCUUUCUCACGUAUCUGAGCAACGCAUAGCAGAUCAAUACAGAGCAAUCAUCAAUAAUAAACUGUUAAGUGAAAGCAGACUCCAAGAGUUACAGGAUGAGAUUGCAAUAGAGAUGGCUACCCAGAAUAAAACAGCAAAUAACAACACAGAACCUGACAUAUUCUUGCAAGAUAAUUAUAGAUUUGACUUUACCCAACCCGCCACAGAUAAUUUAGAGACACAUGAAAGCCUAAUUACACCCAGCAAUACACAAAUUUACCCGGAUAGAAUAACACCCCCAGAUUAUAACGCAAAACAAGUACAGGAACAGAAUGAAAACCAACAAAAUGACGAUAAACUUCUUGGGGACAUACGAAAUAAAAUUGAUGAGACAUUUGUAAUGCUUUUAAAUAAAUAUAAGUACGUCGAUCCUACAACUAGACCUAGCAUACCUAAACAAAAGACUUCUAAAAAACUAGCGCGUAUUGUACACUACAUUAACCAAUCACUUCUUCCUGUCCAUAUACCACCCGAUUCAGACUUUCACACAAUCCAAAAUGCUAUAUAUUGUGGAGCUGCUACAGUUUCAAUUUACAAUGGAUACAAAAUAAUGGACCAAGAAAAUAACGCCUCACGUCGGAAGAAACGAAUCCCUAAAUGGCAAAUGAGAUUAGAAGACAGAAUCUCAAAUCUUAGAGUUAAAAUAGGGAGACUAACGGAAUAUAUAAAUGGUAAUACAAGCACUAAGCUUAAACGCGAAAUAGAAAAAAUCAGAGCAGCUUAUAGAAUACAUUCACUGCAUGAACACGAAAACAAGGAACUAGCCCAUUUUCUAGACACCCUCAAACAAAAGCUUAGUUCACUUGCAAACCGACUACGCAGAUAUAAAGAAACUACUCUAAGAAAACAACAAAAUGCCCUAUUUUAUAAUAAUGAAAAAUCAUUCUACAGAAACCUAACAAACACACAUGACAAUAAUGAUAAUAAUAAAUUAGUAGAGAUACCCGAAACAGAACUGCUGCAUCAAUUUUGGUCAAAUAUAUGGUCAACCCCGAAAACACACCGAGAAAGCGACUGGAUUAAACAGGAUAGGGAACUAUUAGUAAAUUUACCAGAGAUGAUGUUCGAUGAAAUAAACAUGGAUUUAUUAACUUCAGUUAUUAACAAAACACAUAGCUGGAAAGCGACUGGAACCGAUAAAAUCCAUAACUAUUGGUAUAAAAAAUUUACUUACUUACAUCCGCUCUUACUCUCACAUAUCAAUACUUUUAUAAAAACACCAGAAUUAUUGCCAAGCUACAUUACACUAGGAACAACUUAUAUGUUACCUAAAGACCGAAGCGACUCAAAAAAUCCAGCCAAAUACAGGCCAAUUACUUGUCUCCAAAACAUUUAUAAGAUUAUUACGUCUUGCCUUAGCCAAUUAAUUUACAAGCACGCUAUCUCCCAAAAUAUAUUAGCAGAACAACAGAAAGGAUGCAGAAAAGGUAGUUUAGGUUGUAAAGAACAGUUGAUUAUUGACGCAUUCGUCUCUAAACAAGCAGUCACCAAAAAAAGAAAUAUUUUCACUAUGUUUAUUGACUAUAAAAAAGCGUUUGACUCAGUACCCCAUAGCUGGCUAAUAUAUAUUUUAGAACACUAUAAAAUUCAUCCUCAAAUUAUAGAAUUCUUAAAAAACGCAAUGCUCGACUGGAGAACUACACUCAAGCUUUACAAUGGUGACUCUUGUUUAGAGACUGAUAUAAUCGCAAUCCGAAGGGGAAUAUUUCAAGGUGAUGCCUUAAGCCCUCUUUGGUUCUGCCUGGCUUUAAAUCCUUUAUCUAACCUUCUCAAUAGAACUGACAAGGGAUAUAAAAUCACCAACGGAAAUACACACCACACACUAUCACAUUUACUUUAUAUGGAUGACAUAAAAUUGUAUGCAAGUAGUUUAAAAGAUAUACAUAUUCUUGCUGAUAUAACGGAAAGCUACUCAACUGAUAUUCAAAUGGAAUUUGGAAUAAAUAAAUGCAGGAUACAAUCAAUUCGUAGAGGCAAAUCAGAACAAAAUUCAUAUACUCUCCAAACAGGUGAAACCAUUGAACCUGUAGAUGAAGUCAUUGGCUAUAAAUAUCUAGGAUUCACUCAGACUCGACAGAUUCACCAAAAACACGUUAAAAAAACAUUAGAAAAAGAAUUUAAAUUACGCCUAAAUAGAAUACUUAACACACAUCUAAAUGCACGGAACAUCAUUAAAGCAGUGAACACAUUCGCUAUCCCAAUUUUAACUUAUUCGUUUGGUAUAAUUCAUUGGUCAAAAAGUAAUUUAAUAAAGCUGCAACGUCUCAUCAAUACAACAAUGACUAAAUACAGACAACACCACCCUAGAUCUUGUAACGAACGACUCACAUUACCUAAACUAGAAGGUGGAAGAGGUUUAAUAGAUAUAAAAAAUCUUCAUAACUCUCAAAUUUCAGCUAUUCGAAACUUCUUCCAUCAACAAGCCAAUAAUAGUGCGCUUCAUAAUGCUGUUGUCCAAGCCGAUUUUAAACUCACUCCUUUAAACCUCAACGAUCAAAGAAAACAAAAGAAUGAAAGUAUUAUAUCUGCACAAGAUAAAAUUAACAGCUGGCUGCAGAAGACGUUACAUGGAAGACACCGUCGCGACUUGAUGAACACAAACGUAGACAAGAUAGCGUCUAACAUGUGGCUCAAGCGCGGAGAACUCUUCCCUGAAACGGAAGGCUUCAUGUUAGCAAUUCAGGACCAAACUAUACAUACUCUAAACUACAGGAAACACAUAAUUAAAGACCACACUCUACAAUCAGACCUUUGCAGACAUUGUCAUAAUAGCUCAGAAACCAUUCAGCAUAUCACUGGUGCCUGCAGCUCAAUAACCCAGACCGACUAUAAACACAGACACGACCAAGUAGCUGCCAUUAUUCAUCAAUACCUCGCAUAUAAAUAUAAUCUUAUAGAUGAAAAAAUAGCAUAUUAUAAAUACAAGCCCGAAAUCAUACUUGACUCUCGUGAAUUCAAACUCUACUGGGACAGAACUAUAUUAACUGAUAAGACCGUGCAUUAUAAUAGACCGGAUAUUACGCUACAUGACAAAAAAAAUGAAUCAGUUUAUCUUAUAGAUAUUGCUAUACCAAAUACGCACAAUUUAACUUCCACCUAUAAUGAAAAAAUAGCCAAAUACACUGAUUUAUCCAUCGAAAUAAAAUCCCAGUGGAAAGUAAAAACUGUAAAAACUGUACCUAUUAUAAUAUCUGCAACUGGCGUCAUUCCCCGUUCACUUUUUUCUAGCUUAAAGGAUCUAGACAUCCAUAAACUUACCUUUAUAUUGCUGCAGAAAGCAGCAAUAUUGAAUACGUGUAGAAUAGUCCGUAAGUUUCUGUCUAAAGAUUAA
Molecule: messenger RNA, 3987 nt
Organism: Parnassius mnemosyne (clouded apollo)
Lineage: Eukaryota; Metazoa; Arthropoda; Insecta; Lepidoptera; Papilionidae
Source: the annotation of a GenBank genome assembly